Messenger RNA from Neocloeon triangulifer, 3009 nucleotides. Its product is annotated as protein krueppel-like. Gene Ontology annotation, biological process: regulation of gene expression. NCBI's taxonomy places the organism in Eukaryota, Metazoa, Arthropoda, Insecta, Ephemeroptera, Baetidae. Gene Ontology annotation, cellular component: nucleus. The transcript has 3 exons. Bases 160 to 1578 code for a protein of 472 amino acids. The record is from RefSeq and is a predicted model, not a curated record.
GCGAUUCUGCACUUUCGCGGCUCCCAUUCUGUUUGUGUAUCGCUUUUCCUUGGUAUUCGAGACCGACAUAAUUGCUUUUUCAAAUCUAAUUGUAAGAGAAGGUCUUAUACAUCAAAUUUGCUAAUUUGCCGAUGUGGUGCAAAUCACCGCUUGGCCAGUAUGCUUGACACUGUGGAACUGAGGAAGGGCAGAAAGCAAAGAGGUCCAGCCACGAGACGCCGUGGCGAAAUGAAGACUGAGGGCGGAACCAUCCCCGACUCGACCAUCUCGCCGCCGCUGAUGGACUCACCGUCGCCCGACUCGCACGCGGCCGCGAUGGCCGCCGCGGCGGCCGCCUUCUCCGGCCUCGCACACCCCCUGCUCAGCUCGCCCGCACACGCGGCCGCCCUCCUGCGAGCCUCAGCGGCCGCCUCUCAAACGGCCGCCCUGAUGGGCCUCCUGCCGGCCAGCCUGGCGGCCGGCGGCGCUUCCGCGGGCAUGCCCGUGCACCUGCACGCCACCCUCGCCUCCAGCCCCGGCCUCUUCCAAAACGGCGCCCUCUUCAACUGGUCAAAACUGGCGCCGACCUCGAGUUCGCCGGCACCGGCGGCCAAGGCGCCCAAGAAGCGGAAGGCGCGAAACGCUAAAGAACCGAGUCCCGAGGUCAGUCGGACGGAGCCCUCGCUGAUGUCCUCCCCAGCGACGCCGCCCGAGGCGCCAAAGGCGCUUAGCUCGGGCGGCAGCAGCAGCGGCGGCACCGAGGGCGGCGCCGGCGGCCGCGACAAGGUGUUCGAGUGCCGCGUGUGUCACCGCUGCUUCGGCUACAAACACGUGCUGCAGAACCACGAACGCACCCACACCGGCGAGAAACCGUUCGCGUGUCCCGAGUGCAACAAACGCUUCACCAGGGACCACCACCUGAAGACGCACAUGCGGCUGCACACCGGCGAGAAGCCCUACCACUGCACGCACUGCGAGCGGCAGUUCGUGCAGGUGGCCAACCUGCGGCGCCACCUCAGGGUGCACACCGGCGAGCGGCCGUACGCGUGUCAACUGUGCACGUCGCGCUUCUCCGACUCGAACCAGCUCAAGGCGCACAUGCUCAUCCACAAGGGCGAGAAGCCCUUCGGGUGCAGCCGGUGCGGCGGCCGCUUCCGCCGCCGCCACCACCUCAUGCACCACAAGUGUCCCGACGCCGUCGCCUCCAGCACGGCCGGCUCCUCGCCGCCCAUGGACGAGGACGACUCGGGCAACAGCAUGGAGUUCGACGAACCCCUCUUCCCCAAGCAGCGCCUGGUGCGCGUCGCUGCCACCACUGAGGUGCCGACUGAGACUGGAAACUGCCAGAUUCCCGAACAGACGGAGCCUGAGGACCUGUCCAUGAGCACGUUGCUCAGCACCAACAACAACACAAUCCACGUCGCGGCGCGGCGCAUCGCGUCCAGUGUCAGCGUCAGCAGCUUGUUCAGCUCGUCGGACGACGACGACGCCAUCCACGGUAAGCUGUUGUCGCCGUCGUCGCCGCCGGCCGCCUUCAUGGGACACCCCAAAUUCCGCCACCAGCAACUAUCGGACGCGCCCAUUUCGCCCAUUUCGUAACAUCCGCAGAGGUUGCUAUGUAGAUUGUAAGUAGCUUAUUGUAAGCAAGAAAUUAUACAAAAGACCGCUCAGAGACUACCAAGAAAUUUAUCGAGAUAAAUUAAUAUCUGAAGAAAAAUAUUCAAAAGAGAGACCAUAGCUAAUUAUAUAUAAAAACAAAACUCAGGAGACUUUAUACAGGGAUUUUGACCACGAACGUGCUCAAAACUCACACUCUCUCAGAUGGAUAUAUGAUUAACACGUGUAUAACUAUGAUGAUAUAGUCCCAGCUUAACGUUUUUUAUAUCGCAUACGAUAUAUAUAUUAUAUGAUGUGUAUAAUUGUUUGUUCACUCAAAGUUCCUCGCGUUGGUUGAUUGAUUCGAUUCAAUUCUCAAUGAUUGUGUUUUUCGUUCCUCAUGCGACGCAUAUAUAGUUUUUUUUCCCUAGGUUUUUGAACAAUUUUGGAAAACGUCGGCAAGCGUGACGCUUGGCCGGCUCGGACUCGCGCUUAUAUGAUGAUUGAUUGUAUUACUAUUAUAUCUUGCACUACUUCCUGUGUUGGUUACCUCAGAGAGAAAAAAGAGACGCGCUCUCGGGGGCGAGAAAAGUGCACGCAUUAUUAACACAUACAUUUUUAUCCGCGCGGAUUAUAUAAUCGACACAAAACGUUUGAGAGCUACUUUUUAUCAAAAAGAAAAAACCUUCCGUAGGUCGUUGAACCACCCCAGGUAGAAUAUCUUUGUAUAAAAAAUAAUUUCGCGCCUCUCAAGUGGGCGCGCAUUUUUCAAUCGAAUAUAAAAGAUCGAGCCGGCCGAUGAUGAGCUCAGGCAAAAUUUUCAUCCCCUGACGCACAAAGCCGAGGGUUGUUUACCGCGGCAGGCAGAAAGUAUGUGCGAGAGCAACAGCCUUUUGCAGCAGGGUGGGGGUGAGAAAGAUGCUGCAACACUAGAGGGGGGACGGCGAAGGUACAAGUUCGUCGACCUUCCUUUCCUUGUUGCGUCUUCUCUCUCACUCUCCCCUGGUGGAUUUAAAAAAAUAUUUCUGCCGCCGCAAUUAUAUUUUGUUGUGAUGAUCGGCCCGAGAAAGGAUCUCGUUUCAUUUGCCUAGCGAGAGGUCCGGUCGGCCGGGGUAAACAACCCUGGGUUCUCACGCUUUAGCUCUCAAAGUGUUUUGUUAGCCCUGUUAUGCAACCAACGAAACAAUCAAAAGGUCGCUCACCCUGACCCUGUGAUGCUCCCUCCACUAUUAUUGAGUUCCGAUAAUGCGUGCAGUGAUCUUCCGCCCUUCCGAGAGGAUUACUAUUUUUGUUUUUGUGCCAAAACCUCAAGGUGCAUCUCGCUUAUUAUGAAAUAUGAUUUUUUUAUGUGUUAGUUUUUAGUCUAUAAGCAUGAAGACGUUAGUUAUGUUCAUUCUUCUUUAUUUCCGAGCGAAAAUAAAAACCAUUUUCAGU